AUGGGGGGGCAGGGGCGCCGCGGGGCGGGCUGGGGAGGGCGGGAAGGGGGCUCCCCCGGGGCAGCCCGUCCCCCUGAGACACCUCCCAGAGCUAAAAGGCUGCUUCUCUUUUCUCUUGCAGUUACCGAGAAGGAAGUCCAGCAGUGGUACAAAGGCUUCAUCAAGGACUGCCCCAGCGGGCAGCUGGAUGCUGCAGGCUUCCAGAAGAUCUACAAGCAAUUCUUCCCAUUCGGAGAUCCCACCAAGUUUGCUACGUUUGUUUUCAACGUCUUUGACGAAAACAAGGACGGGCGGAUUGAAUUCUCCGAGUUCAUCCAGGCACUGUCGGUGACCUCAAGGGGCACCCUGGACGAGAAGCUGCGGUGGGCCUUCAAGCUCUAUGAUCUGGAUAACGACGGCUACAUCACCAGGAACGAGAUGCUAGACAUUGUGGACGCCAUUUACCAGAUGGUGGGGAACACGGUGGAACUCCCCGAGGAGGAGAACACCCCCGAGAAGAGGGUGGACCGGAUCUUCGCCAUGAUGGACAAGAACGCCGACGGGAAGCUGACCCUACAGGAGUUCCAGGAGGGAUCCAAGGCAGACCCCUCCAUUGUGCAGGCGCUGUCCCUCUAUGACGGGCUGGUAUAGUCCACGGCCCAGAGCCGGGAUGCCUGGGAACCGCUCACCUCCUCCCGUGCCAUGAGGCCACCUCCGCCCCCGACGCCACCCUCCUGUGUUCCCCCAGCCUCUCUCCGCAUCUACACCCAGCCGGGCGGCCCUGGAGCCGCGGGGCCCGGUCUCCUCCCCCCUGCCCUGCACCCACCGCCGCCUGAAGCCACUGGUUCCAAUCGCCAACAACCUCUGCUUGUCCAGAAACCGACACGAAACGGAAAAGGCUACAGCCCCCUGCAAAACCAAGGCCUCGGCUGCUUUGCGGGCAGCCUCUGGGUCCUUCCUGCUCUCCUGUGCGUGUGCUUUUUUUUUUUUUUUUUUAUUUCAAACAGACAUUGACAAAGGGAAAAAAAAAAAGAAAAAAACAACCACCUUCUGUCCUAGAAGAUACAGACUGACAGAUGGGGAGAAGGCUGCCGUGGACCUCAGAGAAGACUGCCUCCCGCCUCGGCUGUCCUUCGGCAGCCGGAGAGGCCACGGGGAGUCACGGCCUCGGCCACGGUGUGCUCGGGGGCAUUGGGGGAGGCCUGCCCGAUUCGCGUUAUUUGUCGUCCCAUCCUCGAGCAGCCAGACCACCUGCGUGGCAAGGAUGAUGAAUUGUGAUGAUGAUGAUUUUUUUUUUGUUUUGUGAUAACAGUAUUGUGCUUUUUGUGGGGAAAGUGAGGUGUUUGUUUUUUUUUUUAUA
Messenger RNA from Panthera uncia (snow leopard), 1339 nucleotides. RefSeq names its product neuronal calcium sensor 1 (gene NCS1). The transcript is spliced from 7 exons. Bases 1 to 630 code for a protein of 209 amino acids. Gene Ontology annotation, molecular function: calcium ion binding; calcium sensitive guanylate cyclase activator activity. Lineage: Eukaryota; Metazoa; Chordata; Mammalia; Carnivora; Felidae. The record is from RefSeq and is a predicted model, not a curated record.